Messenger RNA from Oryzias melastigma (Indian medaka), 4728 nucleotides. RefSeq names its product cadherin related family member 2 (gene cdhr2). Gene Ontology annotation, molecular function: cadherin binding; calcium ion binding. Bases 176 to 4024 code for a protein of 1282 amino acids. Lineage: Eukaryota; Metazoa; Chordata; Actinopteri; Beloniformes; Adrianichthyidae. Gene Ontology annotation, cellular component: catenin complex; plasma membrane. The record is from RefSeq and is a predicted model, not a curated record. Gene Ontology annotation, biological process: homophilic cell-cell adhesion. The transcript has 31 exons.
CAUCUUUUAUUGGGUUUUUUUUAUUGAACUCUAUUGAGAGCAGGGAGGGAGGCUGCUGCUUGUAGAUCUCAAUAUGUGUUAAUCAUUUAUGUUUACAACUCUGACACGACAAUCUCCAGGAGGAACAAGAGCCAAAGGUCUCACCUGAACAUCAGAACAUCGAAACUCUCUGCGAAUGCUGUCCGACAUGGGGGGCAUCACAGGAGUGAUCCUACUAUUGUCCCUUGUCUGCCUGAUAAAAGCAAACAACAGCCCUACAAUUACCACCUUUGUUUAUAACGUGUGCGAAGAUUUGAAAAUAGGCGACCUUGCGUUUAACAUCGAAGCAACAGACGAUGAGGGUGACCCGCUGAAUUACGAGCUGAGUGGAUCCAACGCACCAUACUUUGACGUUAAUGCAGCCACUGGAGCUGUAACAGUAAAAAUCCCACUUGAUAGAGAGAGUAUGAAUGUAAUGCCACUUCGAGUUACCGUCUCUGACGGUUCCAGCGCGAUUUCAGGAGACUUAAACAUAAUCCUAAUGGAUGCAAAUGACAACAGACCCAUAUUUGCAGAGGCAUCUUAUGACAUUCCUGUUCCUGAAAACACUGCUGUAGGUUCAUCUCUGUUUAAGGUUUCUGCCAAUGAUGCCGACACUGGAGCUGCUGGUGUUGUUACUUAUAGCAUUAAAGUGGUGACUCCAAGCAAUGGCGAUGGUUUUUUUACCAUUGUUAGCACGACUGGUGAAGUAAAAUUAAACAGAGAACUCAAUUACAACACCUUGGGCACCUUCUAUCGGCUCCAGAUUACUGCAACAGAUGGCGGAGGCGGAUGUUCAAAGACACCGACUUCCCUCUCAAGCAAUAUUUUCUCCAUCAUCACGGUGGUUGACGUGCCAGACCUCGACCCGCAGUUUCUUGGGACACCAUACACAGGGUCAGUCUUAGAACACGAAGAUGUGGGUCAUUCAGUGUUACAAGUGAGUGCCUUUGACCCGGACACAGGAGUGUCUGAUGUCAUGAUCUAUACCAUUGAAGAAUCCAAAGAUUCAGGCCUGUUUGACAUCUCCAGCAGUACUGGUAUCAUUUCUGUCAAAGGAGAAAUUGACAGAGAAGUUGUUGGUGAUACUGUGACCCUGACUGUGAAGGCCACUGAAACUAACAACAACAUCGAUGGGGUCAAAGCCAGCACAACAACAACUUUUGAUAUCAGCAUUCAGGACAUCAAUGACCACAUACCAGAGUUUUAUAAUUGUGCGGAGACUUGUGUUGUCGCCUCCCAGUUCACAGGGGAGGUGUUGGAACAUUCUCUGGGAUCCAUCUCCUUUGACAUGACAGUCAGAGAUCUUGAUAGGAACUCUCGAACUCAGCUAAUUCUGGAGGGAGUGGACAAAGAUGUGUUUUCUGUGGAGCCCUCCUUCACCACAGUCGACACAGUCGUCCAGCUUCUCGUCAGACAAACGGAAAAACUGGAUUAUGAAAAAGUCCAACAAAUGAUUCUCAAUGUGGUUGCUGUUGAUGAGGAGAACACAGCUUCCCGCUCCACUGCUACUGUUACAAUAAACAUAAGGGACGCCAAUGACAACAGCCCCACAUUCCCAGAAGAUUCGUACAAACUGAGUGUUCCUGAACACUCUCUUGCUAAUACAGUUCUGGAAACGAUUACUGCAGAGGAUCCUGACACAAUGGAUGAAGGCAAAAUUACCUACAGACUUCUCCCAGAAAACAUCCUACAAUAUUUUGAUGUGGAGGCCAAUACGGGGAAAAUCUACGUUAAGAGCUCCGUUCUGCUGGAUCGAGAGCUAAGAUCUCUGUACACAGCCACUCUGCAGGCCUUAGACUCAGAAGGCAAACCAGGAACCACAGUGCUGGAGAUCACUCUGACCGACAUUAACGACAAGACGCCAGUCAUGAACCGAGAGUCUUACCUGGAGUUUGUUGAAGAAGGGAAAGACGUUCAAGUCAAGAUAGAAGCUACAGAUGGAGAUGAACCAGAUACAGUCAACAGCAAAAUUGAGUACUUCAUGAACCCCAGCACCUAUAGCUCCAGUUUCACCAUCGACCGGGACACGGGCAUUUUAUCCAACAGUAAGGUGCUGGAUCGGGAGGCUCUUGAUCCAGAGCUGAACGGGAGGAUCCUGCUCACUGUUGUUGCCACAGAUCAGGGAGAUCCACAGCUGUCCAGCAGUGUUCCAGUUACCAUCAGUGUGGAGGAUGUCAACGACAAUCAGCCAAAGUUUAAAUCUCCUUCUUAUAAGUUCUCUGUCAAAGAAGGACAGAAAGGUGCCCUUGUGGGGUCCGUUUACGCCGAGGAUUUGGAUCAAAGUUCCAACUUUAACCGAAUUUCUUUCCGCAUCAUUGAUGGCGGCUUUGGCAGCUUCAUUGUUCAGAGCUCCCCCGACACCGAGGGCUACAGAGGAGACAUCUCUGUGGACCCAGACAUCGAGCUGGACUACGAGAGCUCCCGUAAACGGUUCUCGCUGAAGGUGGAGGCACUGGAUCUCGGAAACGAGAAAGAUGAAGUGGUGGUGGAGGUGAAUGUGGUGGAUGUGAAUGAUGAGAGGCCCGAGUUUGACCCAAUAGUGCCGUUGAAUGUGAAGGAGAACACCACUAUCACUGAGCCUGUAGGGAAAUUUACAGCACAGGACAAGGAUGGAAACCACUCCCUGGUUUAUGAGCUUGAGUCAGUCAGUUGCAGGUGCAAUGGCAGCUGGGACACCUGCAGAUUUUUUACCCUAAACCCAGCGGGGGAGGUUCGACUCAAUCCAGACUACGUUUUGGACUUUGAAGUGUGUGACCAAGCGCUGGUGGAGGCUCAAGUGGUGGACAAAUACACGGAGAAAGGGGAGAACAACAGUGCUACUCUAGGACAAAUGGUAAUCAACAUUGAAGACAUUAAUGACAACGCUCCAGAAUUCAUUUACUCAGAUACGGUUUAUGUUGUGGUGGCCGAAACAGCAAGUACAGGGACAUCCGUCGCACGAGUCACUGCUUCAGACAGAGACUCUGGAUCAAACAGGGAGAUUGACUUUGAAGUCACUUUAGUCCAGUUUGAAAACAACAAAAAUGAGACCUCUGACAGGAAGCUACUGUUCGAGGCCGUCACUACGCAGCAACAGGACACUUUCAUUGGUAUUAUUCAGUCUACAGAAAGCCUGGAUAUGACCGUCCAAGGGAGAUACGUGGUGACAGUCAGAGCGACGGAUAAAGGCGGCCUCUACACAGACACUGUGCUGAAAAUUUUCAACAUUGAUGAAAACUUCAAAGUUGAACUGGAGUUUGGAAUUUCUGAAGUGGAGGUUCAGAACAAGCUCUUUCAAAUUACAAGGGCGCUUGAAAGAGCCACAGAUGCAUUUGUAAAAAUUGUUGCCAUUAGAUCAGAGAUUGUUUCAGAAUCCAGGAAUAUUGAGAAGACGGUGAUCGUGGCUUAUUUUGUGUACUCCAAUGGAGUGCCCCUCAGCACCAGCGAUGUGGAUAAAGGUCUCGCUGAUCCUGAACAUUUUGAAGAACUGAAAGCGCUUGGCCUCAAUACCAUUACGGAGGUCACUGAAACAGAAGAUCCAGGAGAUCCUGUGAAAUUCGUUCUGCUUGGGAUUGUGGGAGGCCUCGCCCUUGUAAUGAUUGUCCUCACCACUUCGCUUCUGUGCACCCGCAGGAACUACAGGAGGAAGCUGAAGGCGGCAGAAGCCAUGAAAUCCACGGUGAACGCUGACAACCAGAAAGGAGGACCGGUGGUUCCUGGAACCAACAAGUACACCAUGGAAGGUGCCAAUCCGGUGCUUAACCUCCAUUAUGAGACCGCCAUAUCCCUGGAUCUAGACGAGGAGAGCUCGGAUGUAGAUAAAGUCAGCUUGAACUCUCUGGACAACAGUGACUUUAUCAAUAUUGACAGCGGCUCGGUCUCGAUGAAGGAGAAGAAAGGGGGUGAUGAUUCAUCAGAGGACGGUGAAGCCUUUGACGCUCUAGCUCAGCUGGGCAAGAAUAAAUCAGCCAACAAGUCUGAUGUUGGUUUCAUUAACCCGGUAUUUGACACAACCGAUCUGUGAUGGAAGUAAAAGAAGACCAGAUUCCAAAGACGGACAGAAUCAAGAAAACAAAAAUGAUCAUAUCUUGUUGGAUGAAUAUCUCUAUUUGAAUUGGAACUUUGUUUUCACUGUUAGCGAUAUAUUAUUGAGUGAAAAAUGCAAGAUCCCUGGCUUAUAAUUAUUGAAAAGAGACAUAAAAAUAUAUUUUUUUUGUUUUAUCUGUGAUCAGAUUUUCCUUUCAUUCACAAAAGAGCAAAAACAAGUUUUUAAAAACAAGAAUUAAUGAUGAUAUUUGUUGUCAAACUCAGGGUUUUAAAUAAAGAUUUACAUUUUUUUUCCUUCGAAAAGUUCUAUUGCUGACAAACAUUUGAACACAAGCAACUACGUCAAGCAAAAGAAUCACUUUAUUUAAGCAAUUGUGUAAAGCUGUUUGGUUUUCUUUGAAAUAAAAUGUACAUAAUCAGAUCAUUUGCAACAGACACUUAUAAAAUAAACGAAAAACUAAAGAAAGUACAAGAAGAUUGUUUGAUUUCAGUAUGUGAGUUGAAUCAUUGUUUGUGAAAAUCUCAUGUUUAGUCUCAAGUUCUGAGCUCCUGCUGCUGAAACGAGACUUUGUUCAGUGUCUUCCUGCCAGCAGCAGAUGGAAAAAGAUGGCUUUACUGUUUACUCACAACCGAGUGAAUGUAUCACGAGUGCAAUCUGUGAAUAAAAUCAGUUUCUCUUGA